AGGAAUCAGAGUCCACCAUGAGUGCGCUGGUUCUGCUGUGCGUAAUAGCCGGGUUGUUGUCCUCCAGCCUGGGCAACAGGAACUGUCCGGACCUGAUCGUGGAAAGCUGCCACUGCUCCGCGGAGAGGUCUAAGCAGCUGAGCCGGCAGCAGGUCCGGGUCAGGGUGGUGUGUGACGAUGUGGAGCUGAUGGACACCCUGCAGCCCAGCUUCCUGCCCAACAGAACCGUGUCCCUAAACCUGAGCAACAACAAGAUCUCCCUGCUGAGGAACGGCUCCUUCUACGGCUUGGCUGCUCUGGAAAAACUGGACCUGAAGAAUAAUUUGAUCAGUACGGUGGAGCCCGGGGCCUUCAGAGGUCUGCAUGCUCUGAGGAGACUAGAUCUGUCCAACAACAGGAUCGGCUGUGUCUCGCCUGAAAUGUUUCUCGAUUUGGGCAGCGUUUCAAAAUUGAAUCUAUCUGGGAACAUCUUCUCCACACUGACUGUGGGAAUCUUCACGCACCUUGUGGCUCUCAAAGUGCUGCACUUCAGCACAGAGACUUUGUUCUGUGACUGUCAGCUGAAGUGGCUGCUUCUCUGGGCUCGAAGCAACUCGCUGAAGAUCGGCAACGACACGGUGUGUGUGUUCCCCACACACCUCCACGGACUGGAGUUUCACAACCUUCGUGAGCAGCAGCUCAGAUGUGAUGGACCUCUGGAGAUGCCCCUCUUCCAGCUUAUCCCUUCCCAGAGACAGGUGGUUUUCCGUGGGGAUCGUCUUCCCCUGCAGUGCACCGCUUCCUACCUGGACCCUUCGGUGGAGCUGCGAUGGCGUCACAACCGCCGCAUGGUGACCACGCAUGAGGACCGGGGCAUCUACGUGGAGGACACACUGAUUCACGACUGCUGCCUGAUCACAAGUGAGGUCAUCCUCUCCAACAUUGAGCUGGGCAUAGGUGGCACCUGGGAGUGCCUGGUCACCAGUUCCCGUGGCAACUCCUCUCAGCAAAUGGAGAUAGUGGUUCUGGAGACGUCGGCACCGUACUGCCCAACAGACAGAGUCACCAACAACAAGGGGGAUUUCAGGUGGCCAAAGACUUUGGCUGGCAUCCUUGCCUUCUUGCCCUGCGCUCCUGCCACCUUUGGCUCGGCCCCCCACCCCUCUGGCAGCGCCGCCCACCCCUCCAGCCAGAGGGGGAAGAAGGCUUGGCGGAGCUGUGACCAGAGUGGGCGCUGGGUGGAGGAGGACUACACCCAGUGUCCGUAUGCCAGCGAGCUGACCCGCGUGCUGCACGAACUCACACAGAUAACUGUGAAUACCACCAAUGCUCAGCCCUUGGGCCAGCAGUUAGUGGCCUUCACCAGCAGGGCGGCACACUUCACAGAUGUCAUGGAUGUCAUCUUCGUCACUCACCUGGUGGAGAGGUUGACGAGGCUGGUGGAGAAACGUAAAGAUCUGGGGGACUAUAUAUCAGACAUCGCCAGUAACAUGAUGCUGGUGGAGGAGCACGUCCUGUGGAUGGCCCAGAAUGAGGCCAGAGCGUGCACUCGCAUCGUCCAGUGCGUGGAGCGCAUCGCCGACCUGUCGCUGACCGGAGACAAUCAGGUCAUUUCUAAGGUUUCAGCUAACAUAGCUCUGGAGGCCUUUCUGAUCCGACCGUCCAACUUCCUCGGUCUGUCCUGUACUGCACUUCAGCGCCCCCCCCCCUCAUCUGCCACCUCGCCCCUCCCUGACGGCCACUCCCACUCCGACCAGGACAAGAUCAGAGAGGGUGACGCCGCGGGGGAGUCGUUGCUCAACUUCAAAUGCCACACCAUCAACAACAGCGCUUCACCAGCCAGUCAGCUCAGCAAGAACUCAGUGGCAGUCGCCUCAAUCAAUUUACCGCUGGCUGGUACGCCUAUCUCCUCCUCUGCGUUGGAAUCUGUUGAUAACUCCACUUGCAAGCUGCAGUUUAUUGUGUUUCGCAAUGGGAAACUCUUCCCUUGCACGGGCAAUUCGUCCAAUCUCGCAGACGAUGGGAAGCGUAGGAGCGUUUCGACACCAGUUGCUUUCACCAAAUUAGAUGGGUGCAGCCUGGGGAGCGCCGUGCACACCGUUACUAUUGCUCUCAGGCACUUCGCACUGGGUGUAGACCCCACCGCCGCCUAUUGGGAUUUUGACCUGCUGGAUGGACACGGUGGCUGGAGGGCAGAGGGCUGCCACAUAACAGGCUCCGGGGGCAACACGACCACCAUUCAUUGCACCCAUCAUAAUAACUUUGCUGUGCUAAUGGAUCUGAAGAAGGUGCUGUCUUUCCCCCCGUACCCUGGGGAGUUUCUGCACCCGGUCGUGUAUGCCUGCACGGCGGUCAUGUUGCUCUGCCUCUUCGCCUCCAUCAUCACCUACAUAGUGCACCACAGCGCGAUCCGCAUCAGUCGGAAGGGAUGGCACAUGCUUCUCAACUUCUGUUUCCACACGGCGCUGACCUUUGCUGUGUUUGCCGGCGGCAUCAAUCGAAUCAAAUACCCCAUCAUCUGUCAAGCAGUCGGGGUCGUGCUGCACUACUCGUCUCUGUCGACCAUGCUGUGGCUCGGGGUGACGGCCAGGAACAUUUACAAGCAGGUGACCAAGAAACCUCCGCAGAGCCAGGAUGGUGACCCGCCCCCACCCCCUAAACAACCCCUAUUGAGAUUUUAUUUAGUCAGCGGUGGAGUGCCCCUCAUCAUCUGCGGGGUCACGGCGGCCGUCAAUAUAGACAACUAUGGCAGCGGGGAGCAGGCGCCGUACUGCUGGAUGGCGUGGGAGCCCAGCCUGGGAGCCUUCUUUGGCCCCGUGAGCUUCAUCAUCCUGGUGACAUGCAUCUACUUCCUGUGCACCUUCAUCCAGCUGCGGCGACACCCCGAGAAGAAGUACGAGCUGAAGCAGCUGACGGAGGAGCAGCAGAGGCUGGCCGCCGUCGACGUGCCCACCCACUGCCACCAGGGAGCCGAGCCGGGGGCCCUGGUGGCCCCGUCCGGUGGGGGCCACUGCCCCGCUGGCUGUCCGGGGGUUCCCAUUAACCCUGCGCUGCUGGCCAAUGAGCACUCCUUCAAGGCUCAGCUACGAACGGCGGCCUUUACCCUCUUCCUGUUCCUGGCCACCUGGACGUUCGGGGCCCUGGCCGUGUCGCAGGGCCACUUCCUGGACAUGAUCUUCAGUUGCCUCUACGGUGCCUUCUCCGUCACCCUCGGCCUCUUCAUCCUCAUCCAUCACUGUGCCAAGCGCGACGAUGUUUGGCAUUGCUGGUGUUCGUGUUGUCCCGGACGAAAUGCCGAAGCCCAAGGGGCCCCUCAGGCGCGACCUAAAGUCAAUGUGAAUGGAGACACCCCCGGGCAUGGCCACGGUCACAGCCACUGCCACCAUGACUCUCCGUGUCACGGUAAAGCAGUGAUAACCUGCAGUCAUGGCGGUUUAGCUCACUGUAAACACGCCGCCCUCCCCUCCUUGCAGAACCAUGUGACGUGCCUGGCGCCGGUGGCUCCGUGCUGCGCGGCGAUGCACAGCCAGCAGCUGAUGGAUGAGGAGCCCGCGGCGACACACGUGCUGCUACACGCCGACCCGGAGGGGUACCGGCCGGGGAUCCAGCUGCACCCCUGCCUAAAGAGCAGCACCAGGACUAAAAGCCGUCACUUCGGCCGCCGGGCCGGUGCUUGCGGGGCAGCAGGCGAAAAGGAGUACGCCUAUCACAUCCCCUCCAGCGUGGACGGAGGCAGCAUGCACAGCUCACACACUGACAGCCCCCACAGCACACACGAGCGCCACGCCCACAUCUGUCCACACCUGGCCCACGAAGGCCACCACGACGGGCAUCACACGUGCCACUGCGCUGCCACCGCCGCCGCGCACGAGGCCCUGGUGUGCCAUAAUCCCUGCCACAGGCAUAUCUGCUGCGCCAAGGCUGACCUUUUCCCCUCCCUGUGCCCAGCAGAGGCGGGCGACACGGGCAUCUUCCUGUGUGGUUGCGGCAAAGUGGCCGAGCCGGACCCGAUGGCGACACAUCACCAUCUGGAGAUGCACGCCCCGCGCAGACAAUCGUUCCCUCAGAACCCGCCCAAUCAGAAUGGGAUUCUAAAGGGGGGCCUGCAAGAAGGACUCCUGUACGGCUCGGACAGCACGGGGAAUAUACGCACGGGGCCCUGGAAGAAUGAAACUACUGUGUAGUGUGGGAGAUGGGCGACUCCAUGCCCAGUCCUGCCUAAAAUAAACCCUUUCUAGAAUAAAAAAAAAAGGAAUUUAACAUUUUAAACAUCACAAUCAGCGUGGGAUAUUUUUAUUUUAAUGUCCUCAUGUUUCUAUGUGUGCUGUUUUACUGUACAGAAAUCAUGUAAAUGC
Trematomus bernacchii (emerald rockcod) is the source of this 4334-nucleotide messenger RNA. RefSeq names its product adhesion G protein-coupled receptor A3. Gene Ontology annotation, molecular function: G protein-coupled receptor activity; protein binding. Gene Ontology annotation, biological process: cell surface receptor signaling pathway; G protein-coupled receptor signaling pathway. The record is from RefSeq and is a predicted model, not a curated record. NCBI's taxonomy places the organism in Eukaryota, Metazoa, Chordata, Actinopteri, Perciformes, Nototheniidae. Gene Ontology annotation, cellular component: postsynaptic density; plasma membrane; glutamatergic synapse.